AUGGCCGAGAAGCAGGCUGAUAUAGAGGCUCGCGUGGUUGCUGGUCAACGCGACGAUGCUCUUGAAUAUCUGCACGAACAUGCCAACGUCCAGGAUGAGCAGACUGUCGAUCUCCUGGCGCUGCGACGGAAGAUCGACUACCGCAUCAUUCCGUUUAUGUUCUGCUGCUACAUCCUGCAGUUCCUUGAUAAGGUCAUGCUCAACUAUGCAGCUGUGAUGGGAAUUAGGUCAGAUCUCAAGCUGGUAGGAAAUGACUUUACAAAUGCCGCGACAUGGUUUUUCAUCGCGUACUUGAUUGCAGAAGUCCCCAAUGUUGUUCUUCUUCAAAAAGUUCCCCCUGCCAAGUGGCUGGGAACCAACGUCUUCUUCUGGGGUGUUGCUUCAGCUGCCUCUGCGGGUGCCCGCGACUAUCGCACUCUGCUCGUUGCGCGCAUCUUCCUCGGUAUCUUCGAAGCGACUAUUGGUCCGUCGCUGAUGCUGCUCAGCAGCCAGUACUACAACAAGAGUGAGCAGGCACCGCGGUUUACCCUCUGGUAUCUCGGUUUGGGUGUCGCGCAGAUCCUCGGCGGUCUGAUCUCCUUUGGGUUUCAGCACGUACAACACUCCUUCGAAGGCUGGCGCAUCAUGUUCCUUGUUCUCGGGCUUAUCACCUCCGUCGUCGGUGCCUUGGCCUUUAUCUUCCUCCCCGAUACCCCCAUGAAGGCCAAGUGGCUGAGCGAGCGCGAGAAGGUGGCGCUUCUAAAUCACGUCAGUGUCAAUCAGACGGGUGUGUGGAGCAGUGCCUUCAAGCCGCGACAGAUCUUGCAGUCCCUGUUUGAUGUGCAACUAUGGCUGCUCAUGCUCAUCACCAUGCUGAUUUCCGUCUCCAGUGGUGUGGUCACAUCCUACUCCGCUACCCUGAUCGCGGGAUUCGGCUUCACUGGCCCUCACGCAGCCCUGCUGAACAUGCCCUCCGGCAUUGUGAGCAUCUUCUUCACUCUUCUUGUCGGGAUCGGGAUCCGUCGUGUGUCGCACCGGUGGGCUUGGCUCAUCGCCUGUACCAUUCCUGGAAUCAUCGGCGGCGGUUUACUCUCUUUCCUUCCCAAGCACAACAAGGCCGGUGUCCUAAUCGGAAUCUAUCUGGUCAAUGCGGUCGUCGCUACCCUCCCCAUUCUGUAUCAGUGGACCACUGCGAACUGUGCCGGACAUACCAAACGUGCCUUUGCGAGUGCGCUGGUCGCCGGCUCCUUCUCGGUCGGCAACAUCAUCGGGCCUCAGACCUUCCAGGCACGCGACGCUCCAGACUAUCGUCCCGCCAAGAUUGCGGUGCUAGCCACUCAGGCUGGUGCAUCGGUGCUGUCGGUAGUUCUCUUCCUCUAUUAUGUGUGGGAAAAUAAGCGCCGAGACCGUCAGCAGUCCGUGACUGCCAACGGAGGAGAAGAGCAACUCGCACAGGAUGAGACCAAAUGGGCCGGGUUGACCGAUCGGGAGAACAAGAAUUUUCGCUAUGUUUAUUAG
This is a messenger RNA of Aspergillus clavatus NRRL 1, 1497 nucleotides long. Its product is annotated as putative MFS transporter. Gene Ontology annotation, molecular function: transmembrane transporter activity. The coding region runs from base 1 to 1497 and encodes 498 amino acids. The record is from RefSeq and is a predicted model, not a curated record. Lineage: Eukaryota; Fungi; Ascomycota; Eurotiomycetes; Eurotiales; Aspergillaceae. The transcript has 4 exons. Gene Ontology annotation, biological process: transmembrane transport. Gene Ontology annotation, cellular component: membrane.